UAAAGUUCCUAACGAUAUAAGCAUCAUUCUUUAUAUUUGAUUGUAAAGAAAAGUAGAUACAUUUCAUAGCAAUUCACAAUUUCUACAAGUGUUACGGAAAUGAUGUGAUAUAUUUGAUAUUCUUCCCUUGUAGCCCUGAGUUGUUCGACGCCGUUCAAAAAGAACUAGGCGAUCUGAGAGCCUCCGCAAUGAAAAAUUUUACGAUUCAAGUCGACGAGUCCAAUAUUCUUACUUGGCAAGGCCUUAUAUUGCCGGACAAUGCUCCUUAUAAUAAAGGAGCAUUUCGAAUUGAAAUCAAUUUUCCUGCAGAAUAUCCUUUUAAACCACCUAGAAUAAAUUUCAAAACAAAAAUCUAUCAUCCAAAUGUAGAUGAAAAAGGACAAGUAUGUCUACCUAUUAUAAGUGCUGAACAUUGGAAACCAGCAACGAAAACAGAUCAGGUUAUACAAGCUCUGAUAGCUUUAGUAAAUGAUCCUGAGCCAGAACAUCCAUUAAGGGCAGAUCUAGCUGAAGAAUUUCUUAAAGAUAAAAAGAAAUUUCUAAAAAAUGCAGAAGAUUUUACAAAAAAGCAUGCAGAAAAAAGGCGAGAAUCAUCCUCCUCGAACGAAUAAUCCCAAAUGGUAGGCCUUUCUCACCACGAUGCCUGCCACCUCAGUUAAUUCAUUGCGAGUCGAUUUAUGCCGGUCUGUCAUAUGUGGAAUCGAGAAUGCCCCGUGUACAGUAUUGGUUGAUAACGAGGAUAAGAAUAUAUGCAAAUUGUAAUGUUUAAUAAGGUGGAAAGAACUUUUCAGAGCAAAGUAAAUUAUAAUAAAAUAACUGUAUGAUAUUGUAAACAAGUCUUAUAAUGUAUUUUAAUUCUUAAGUUUGGGUAGAUUGUCAUCAUAAUUGCACACAAACUAAUUUCAAAGAAUUUUGAACACAGAACCAUCAUAUAUUACAUUUUGCGAAUUUUUAUAGCAUGUAUUGGAAUGAGGUCUAUAUAUUGAAGAUUUAUGGCAAUUAAAAAAAAAUAUUUUAAUUAAAUAUUAAAUAUUAACAAACUUAAAUGAAUUAUAAAAAGAGGAAAAUAAUACGUUUUCCUCACUCUUAAGAUUGAUUGUUUAUGUAAUUUAUGUUCCUAUUUAUUUCCAUAAUUAUAUAUAUAGCAUUUUGAAUAGUAUAAUCUACUUUAUUCAUUUAUAAGCUUGUAGAAGACAGAUUUAAAUAACAUAAUUGUUCACAAAUAUUCAAUGCUAUUACCUAGAACAGUGUUUCUCAAAUGUGGUACGUGUAUCCCUUGGGGAUAAGUAGUAAAAAACUUUUUAGGUACCCCGUAAAAGCUCAAACAAAACUAAAAAGAAAAUUUCGAUACACUCCUGAAGUCCUAAAGUAUAGAUCAAACCUUCUAAGACCCUGUAUGUAGUUUAUGAAUACAAAAUUUGAUGUGUGUAUA
Messenger RNA from Vespa mandarinia (Asian giant hornet), 1432 nucleotides. It is a transcript of the gene Ubc10, whose product is annotated as ubiquitin conjugating enzyme 10. The record is from RefSeq and is a predicted model, not a curated record. NCBI's taxonomy places the organism in Eukaryota, Metazoa, Arthropoda, Insecta, Hymenoptera, Vespidae.